AUGGUGUGCAGCUUCCCUCGCAGCGUCGCCAUCAACUACGAGGAGGACACCGAAUUCAACGAUGCGCUGAGAAAGCACGGCAUCAUCCCUCCGAAGGACAAGUCGUCCUCGCGUUCUCCAUCUCCACCACCUGCGCCGUCGUCUCCGACUCUCUCAGAGCUUGACUUGGACGACCUCGAUAUCGAGCGGGAUGAUGCAGUCCGGCGGGAGGACCUUGAGCGGGCGCUGGAGGACCGCAAGCGGAGGGAGAAAGAGCGGUUGGGCAAGCGCAAGUUUGGGCGGGUGUACAACAUUGGCAAGGUCGACUACAAGAGGGAGGUCACGGAUGCGAGCAACGAGGAGCUGCCGGGCGAGCCGGAGGGAUGGGGAACGGGUGUCGUCUGCGUGCUCUUCAAAGACAGCGUCCCGGAAUCGAAGAAGCUCAUGCCAAUCAUCAACGAACUCGCCUCUCUCUACCCCUCGACAAAGUUCGUCUCGAUUGUAUCCGACCACUGCAUCGAGAACUACCCCGACAAGAACGUCCCGACCAUGAUCAUCUACCGGAAGGGCCAGAUGAUGGGCCAGGUCGUGGGUCUCGGAGCAAUGAACGGGAUGAACGCGACUUUGCGAGACGUCGAGCGCAUCCUGUUUGCCUUCCGCGGCAUCGACUUUCACAACAAGGUCGGCUACGACGCCUCUCCCGCAUCCGGCCAGUUUGCCUCUCGGUCCGACGCGACCGCGCCUCUGACAAAGGGAGGCGCAGCACCAGGCGAAGGGCGACCAGAGAAGCCGGAGAGUGACGAUGACAGCGGGGACAGCGAGGACGACCAGAGCUUUGUUGGCGGUGGGCGGAGGAGUGGGAUCCGGAGAGGAACGAAGAUGACGGAUGCGGCGAAACGGAAAGGAGGCGACGACAGCGAUAGCGACUUUGACCUCUAG
Molecule: messenger RNA, 918 nt
Organism: Rhodotorula toruloides NP11
Lineage: Eukaryota; Fungi; Basidiomycota; Microbotryomycetes; Sporidiobolales; Sporidiobolaceae
Product: GTPase inhibitor
Exons: 4
Coding region: 1-918 (305 amino acids)
Biological process (GO): protein folding
Cellular component (GO): cytoplasm
Source: RefSeq, a predicted model, not a curated record